Molecule: messenger RNA, 4130 nt
Organism: Megachile rotundata (alfalfa leafcutting bee)
Lineage: Eukaryota; Metazoa; Arthropoda; Insecta; Hymenoptera; Megachilidae
Gene: Alg10
Product: alpha-1,2-glucosyltransferase Alg10
Biological process (GO): protein N-linked glycosylation; dolichol-linked oligosaccharide biosynthetic process
Cellular component (GO): endoplasmic reticulum
Molecular function (GO): dolichyl pyrophosphate Glc2Man9GlcNAc2 alpha-1,2-glucosyltransferase activity
Source: RefSeq, a predicted model, not a curated record
AUUCGAUAUACGAUUAACUUCAAAACGUAAAACUUCAGUAGUAUUGCAGAUGUCCGCAGGUACAGACUGAAGAAUUUUCUGUAAACGUGGUGCAACAUGUUUCCUCGGUUAGAAUAUAAUUAUUAACUUUCCAUGUAUACGAAAAUAUUAAAAAAUAUAAUUAUACAAUGAUAUGCGUAGACCAAAGAAUUCCUGAAAUAAAUGAACGUGUUCAAUGUGUAUCAAUUCUGUAACUUCUGUUUUACUAACGUUUAUAGACUUUGUUUUAUUUAACUUUUUCUUUUCAUUAACGAAAUGGUGAAAUUCAUGACUGCAAUGAAAUUUCAGUACGUGCAAAAACUAUUGAUACCAUUACUUUGUUUAAGUGUCACAGUCUUAUUUAUUUAUUUAAAUCGUAUACAUCCUUAUUAUUUUAUUGACGAAGUUUUCCACGUAAAUCAGACAUUACAAUACUGUGAUGGCAACUUUACUCAGUGGGACCAAAAAAUCACUACUUUACCUGGAUUAUAUAUCCUUGCAACUUUAAUAUUGUCACCUUUAAAACUUUGUAAUAUUUUCUAUCUAAGAUGCAUAAAUUUACUUGGAACAUUCUUAAACCUUUAUCUUACUAACAGUAUACUUAAACAAAUUUCAAUAACUCAUCGGAUGCAAAGAUGGGAUAAUUGGAUAAAACUUUCCGUAGCUUGUAAUAUCACGUUCUUUCCACCCUUAUUUUUUUGGCACUUUUUAUAUUAUACUGAUGUUGUUUCGCUCAAUGCAGUAUUAUUGAUGGUACUGUUACAUCUGCAUAAACAAUUUAAAUUGGCAGCUUUUGUAGGUUUAUUGUCUGUGAUAAUAAGGCAAACAAAUAUCAUUUGGGUUGCAUUCCUUACCAUGGAAUGUCUGUUUGAUAUAUUAGAUAAUAAAAUAGGUAAAUCAAUUUCACCCAAACAGUAUAACUCAGUAACUUAUGUCAAAUUGCUGUGGAAAAGACUAAUAGAUGAAAUAUUCAGUGGAUGGAAAUCAUUUGUGAUGCUCAUGAAUGAGAUACUCAUCAAAUUAUUUCCAUAUGUUACAGUAUGUUUGACAUUCGUUGCAUUUGUUUUUUGGAAUAAAGGGAUUGUAGUUGGAGACAGAUCAGCUCACACUCCAACUGUUCACAUUCCUCAAUUAUUAUAUUUCUCUGCUUUUCUUUCCUGUUUCUUGUGGCCAUAUAUGAUAGUUCAUUGGAAAGAUUAUUUUAAGUUUAUCCGUAAACAUUGGGCUCUUGAAAGUUUCUUUUUAGUACUUCUAAUUUUAAUAGUUCAUUUUAACACUCUUGUUCAUCCAUAUGUUUUGGCUGAUAACAGACAUUAUGUGUUUUAUUUGUGGAACAAAUUUAUGGGAAAAUAUUGGUGGUUCAAAUAUUUGCUAGUACCUGUAUACUCAUUUACCUUGUAUACAAUGUUUUGUGGGAUUAAACACUUAAGGUUCAUGUCACAGAUUAACUAUAUUUUUAUGGUUUCUGUAAUACUUAUACCUCAGUUGCUUAUAGAGCCACGUUAUUUUAUUGUUCCUUAUGUAUUUUAUCAUUUAUUUAUUCAGAAACCAAAAAAGUGGCAAAUUGUAGCAGAGUCAAUGACCACACUAAUAGUGAAUUUCCUGCAGUUUUAUAUUUUUGUUAACAAGGUAUUUUAUUGGAGUGACAUUCCUAAUCCUCAAAGGAUUUCUUGGUAAAAUAAAGUAGCACAAUCUGAUGAUUCCAUGUCAUGCGCAUAAUAAAUCAUAAAACUUUAAAAGGUGUUACAUUAUUUCCCUUUGAAAUGAAAACAAAUAAUUGUAGGUGUUAUGUAAAUUAGAAUAUCACAUUGUCAUUUAUUACUUUUAUUACAUUCUUCUAUAAGGAAUAGUAACUAUACGAGUGUGAAUCUUUGCUCACACGCAGAAGUCCUUUCUAUUUGCAUUAUUAUCUAGAUAAUUUGAAUAACGUAACGCGACUAGCAAAUAUUUAGACUAAAAUGAAUUGGUUAUUUGUACUGAAAGAAACUGUCUGUAUGUAUCAUGUAUAAAAGUUAAUAUGAAAAUGAAAUAACAACGAAUUCGUGUAUCGCAACAUUUCUUUAUCCAAUUAUUCAGUUCCAUAGUUAAGAUAUGUAUUAACCGAAGUAACGAUGCUCGUAAAAUACACGGUUAAAUGUUUACAAGUUUCAAAACAUUUGGAGGGAUUCAACUUUUUCCUAUAUCAUGACUAUCUUUAUCAUUUCCUGACUUACACUUUCAAAUAUUAUCUUGAAAAUCUUUAUCAAAAAACUUCUCCCACGCUUUCAGUCUUACAUCAUUUACCAUGUUCGUUUACGAGUAUCGUUCCUACUAUUCCAUCAUUAUCCGCAUAAUCUUUAUCUUACGAAAAUUGAUUAGAAUUAUUUUCAGCGAUGAAACGUUUAAUUUAAAAAUAUACAGAUACCUAUUAUGUAAAUAUUUUCAGAAGAAGAAAUGAUAGAUAUUAACUACUGUAAGAAUUACAUUUUAUGAGGAUUAAAAGAAGAAUAAAAUUGAAGAAUAUAUAUUGUCAAAGUUAGCUAUUAGUGCCUUACAAAAGUGGUAGCUACACUUUUUCCGCUCGUUAAACAACUUGUCACGCUGACUCUGAACACGAUAAAAUAAGAGUAAAUUUCACGGUUGGGAUACGCGUUGGGAAUAUGUGAGACUAAGAGUACGUGUCGAUCAAGCGCGGCAAUAUCACACAAUUCAAAUAAUCGUAAACAUUAUUAGUUUCAAAGCCAUUUUCAUUUUUUAUUUCGCAUGAUAAAGAUUAAACGUACCGUUGAAUUUUAUGAUUUAUAAAGUCUUUAGCACCCACUCUCGCAAAUACAUAAUUUGCAAUAAGCCAACUUCAUCUAAUAACAGGUUAUUGCUUUCACGUUAUAUCUCCGCUUAGCGUACAAACAAAUUACAGAAGACUGACCCUACUUCAGUUUAAACUUACACGUUGGUUUAAACAUUUACAUAAAAUAAUUAAAAUUUGGACUUAAAGAAAUAUAUGCAAUUAAUUGUUACAUUCCUCAUAUUUUAAUAAUAAAUGUUGCUGGACUAGAAGGUUACUUUGUCUUUCGAGUAACGAGGGCGGAGAUUAAAUCUUUGAUCGACUUUCGAUAAUUAAAAAUUAACCACAAUUUUCUGUGGUUCAAGAAUUGUUCUAUAUCACUUGCAUUACUUUGGUAAUCAAUAUAUUGCAUAUUAAGACGUUGAUUCAAAAAGUCUGUUACAAUUCUAAAAUAAAUUCUUUGCCUUUAUUCUAUCUUUGGCUAUCAUUUUUAAAUAAACAGAUUCUCAAUUUGAUCUUGUCGCAGACCUUUUGAAACAUUACAUUGCAUUUCAUUCUUUUUCCCUACCUACGCAUGCAUUCGAUAUGAAUAUUCACGCUUCACGACUAAAACGUUUCGUGUCGUGAAUUGUAUAACAAUCAUCCUUAUUUCUUACGAAAUUUCAAAGUCCAUUAAAAACUAGUGCAUUUAAUGUCUUCUUGCACCGACAUAUUUAUCCCUUUAGUGAUUGGUUACUUUAAUGUAUUAUACAUAAAUAUAUAGGCGACCUUUCAUUAGAAAUAAUAUCUUCAACGGAAUGAGAAAUCAAUGAUGUAAACAUAAGCUACUCAUUAAAAUUGGCAUUCUUAAAGAAUUCUGAUUUUGUAUAUAUAUCUAAAAAAUGCUGUACUGAGAAACAUAAAAACACUUCAUACACAUAAUGAAAAUAUUGCACUGCAAAGGUAUCUAGAAACGAUAUUUGUACAACUGUAAGUACAAAAGAGUAACUCUCAUUUACCUAUUCUAUUAAAAACUUACUAAAUCAUUCGCUGUAAUUAUUCGGAAAUUAUAUUUAACCUAGCAAAUGGUUUUCAAGCGAAACGGAAGAUAACGUUGUACUCUUCAUUGAGUUUCUAUUUUCCUAUUUCUUGCUGCGGAUCCACUCAACCGAAUUCUGACGCUAAUUGGUCAUUGGUCUACAUAUUACAGUAAUAAUUAAAACCUAAUGUAUAAAAUAAUGACUAACGCUAUGCUACAGAGCCACAGAUUUUUGCAACAAAAUUUAAUAUCUCUAUUUCUCUCUUUAUCCUUCAACGUUUCUUGAUUAACUUUGAGCUAUGACAGGAAGCUCAUUCAGAAUCAUUUGAG